This is a messenger RNA of Arabidopsis thaliana (thale cress), 1963 nucleotides long. It is a transcript of the gene MES11, whose product is annotated as methyl esterase 11. The record is from RefSeq and is marked reviewed. Gene Ontology annotation, cellular component: chloroplast. Gene Ontology annotation, molecular function: methyl indole-3-acetate esterase activity. Bases 376 to 1548 code for a protein of 390 amino acids. Lineage: Eukaryota; Viridiplantae; Streptophyta; Magnoliopsida; Brassicales; Brassicaceae. The transcript has 4 exons.
GCCGCAAAUACAACGUUUAAUAAUUCGUUAUCAAUGACUUUUAAUGGCGUUAAUCGUAUACUAUCUAUGUCUAUAUUUGUUGUAGUGUUGUUUUGACAAAAAAAAAAAAAAAAAAGCCUUUUGCAAUUUUUAAAUAAUUUAUAUCUUUAUAGACCACUUUCCCCUUUGGCAAUGGUCCCAAUCUUCCUUCACGGUUAUAGACUCUCCGAGAAGGUCAUUAAAAAGUUGACAGCUUCUACAUUCCACUUUCUCGCCACCACUUUCACCUGAAUUCUCACGUCACUCUUUCUCUCUAAACCACCAUAAAGCUCAAACUUUUUCUCAUUCUCUCUCUAAAGCUAAAAUCUUUUUCACACUCUUCUUCAUGUUCAAGCAAUGGGAAACCUCUGUUCUUUGUUUACUCCGCCAAAACCCGUGAAGAAAAGAAAACCCAUCACAAAAAGACAAUCUUCUAUCGGAGCUUCUUCUUCCGGGUCGGGUCUUAAUAGUAACCGUUGGAACAACCGGGUCAGAUCAUCUUCUUCUAGAAGAGACAACAAGUUCGAAGAUGCUUUGAUUCAAGAACAUGCUCUUGCUGCUGCUGCUGUUUUGUUCCGACAGCAAAACGGUGGUGGAGGAUCGUUGCCGUUUGAUCGGUCGGCUUCACAACGUUAUCAAGGUUCUUGUUCGAAGAAGAACCAGUUGCCUCGAAGCUCGAGUUCGAGGUCAAGGUCUUCUACAGAUCCUCUGUUACAACCUCAUCAGUUUCUUAAUCAGGGUAUAAAGCUAGAUGACUUGGAAACAAACCAUUUUGUCCUUGUUCAUGGAGGUAGUUUUGGCGCUUGGUGUUGGUAUAAAACCAUUGCACUUCUUGAGGAAGAUGGUUUUAAAGUUACCGCUAUAGACUUAGCAGGUUGCGGUAUUAACUCGAUUAAUAUAAAUGGCAUCGCUAGUUUGUCACAAUAUGUCAAGCCACUUACCGAUAUUCUUGAAAAGCUUCCCAUAGGAGAGAAGGUGAUAUUGGUCGGUCACGAUUUUGGUGGAGCAUGUAUAUCUUAUGCUAUGGAACUCUUUCCUUCAAAGAUUUCGAAAGCGGUUUUCCUCGCUGCAGCGAUGUUAACAAAUGGUCAAAGUACACUCGAUAUGUUCUCCUUGAAGGCCGGUCAGAACGAUUUAAUGAGAAAAGCUCAGAUAUUUAUCUACACAAAUGGUAAUGAAAACCCUCCAACCGCAAUUGACUUAGACAAAUCUCUUCUCAAAGACCUUUUGUUCAACCAAAGCCCUUCGAAGGACGUUGCAUUGGCUUCUGUAUCAAUGAGGUCAAUUCCAUUUGCGCCGGUUCUUGAAAAACUCUCUCUUUCGGAUGCUAACUACGGAUCAGUUAGACGGUACUAUAUAGAGACGUUAGAAGACAAUGCUAUACCAGUGACUCUUCAAGAAAACAUGAUCAAUAGUAGUCCUCCUGAAAAGGUUUAUCGGUUAAAAGGCGCCGACCAUGCUCCUUUCUUUUCCAAACCACAAGCUUUGCAUAAACUUCUGCUUGAGAUCGCCAGAAUUAGCCCUGCUUAACUCUUUAUCAUGAUAUUCACUAACUGGUGUUUCAAAGUGUCUCAUCAGAUCUCUCUUCCUCUGUAUUUUUUGUUUCAUUUGGUGAUGUUGUUUUUGUUUCUUCUUGCCUUUUCUCAAAGGUCAUCAUUCUGUAUUUCUAUUUUCUUGUUCUCCUGUUUUUACCAGAAAAAAAAUGUUUAUAAAAAAUGCAUGUAAUGGGACAUAGGGUACAAAUUCGUUUUAUGGUAACCAGAUGUUCAAGAUCCUUAAAGAAGACGUUCCAAUUCUUCUAGAGGGUCUAAUUGACCUGCUCUUGCUCUCAUAAAUCUUCUUGUGUUCUUGUAUGUUCUUGUAUGUGUGUGAAUGUAUUUAUGGCAUUUUUUGACGUGUAUAUGAAAUUCUUUUGAGAUAUAGAAGUUGUGAAUCAAGUUGGCAU